AUGUCAAAUUCAUUUAAAUUCUAAGUGUAGAGUACUCGAUAGAUAGAGAGACCUUGUAGAUAAGCAUCCACCAUAAAUGUUCCAAAGCGAUGUCGCCAAUUGCAUGUUCAGUGAUAGCGUCAAUGUAGACCAAAUGUCCUAAAAGUACAAGGUGUUACGGCUGAGUAUGUUUGAUUGGUUUGACAAAUUCAAACUUGAACUUUUGUUGAUCUUUCUACAUUGCAAAACUAGUUGCAAAACGGAAACAUUUGCUGUCGUGUUGGCAGAGGGCAUUGUCCCUGUUGCGUUACAAGAAAGCCAAUUAGUUUCCUUCAUUUUGGCUGUUUCCACCCCCUACCAUUUGCCUAUGAAAAUGUUAUGUUGGGCAUGGCGUAGUGUGCAAACGGCUUUUGUGCAGAAGCGCGAAAUGACGUUUUAUCCAACAUUAGAGUUGAAUGUUUUGGGAUGAGAAAAAUGUUUUGUAUUGGAAUGGAAAUAAGAUAGACCAUUCUCAAGAAAAGCGUGGUCUAAGGCAUCUUUGCUUCAUUCGGAACGAUUCAGAGUGGAAUCAAUUGGACGUUCCACAGAAAGUUCUUGAAGUACCUCUGUAAAAACAUCUCAGGGUUGAACAAGACAUGUAAUACCAACAAACCUUGUAACCCAUGGAAACCAGGUAAAUGUGGGUUCCUGUUUUGGAGGUUGACACAAAAACCUACACGUACGCAGGCACUCUCUCAUUGAAGGUGUUAGCUUUGGACACCCUGAGCUGAUUCUGGUAAGGAAUUAAAGAGCUGAUGAACAAGAAAGAUAAACUGACAAGAUUGACCAGCCUGCUAAUUUUGCCAGUUUGAUGAGAUGCCGACGAUUACAAAAGAAAUGCGCCCAAGGACGUGCUUUUCCUGACUUUACAUAUAACGUUAUUACGUUGAACUUAAAAGAUUUAAAACAACUGUACUAUUAAACUCCAGCAUGCAGCGUCAGUGAUUUGGGAAUAUUACCAGCGGAUUCUGAUGAACGUCAACUUCUAAGAGAACAGUUCUCAAGUGAAACGCUCUGACAACUUACACACCUGAUUUGGACUUAGAAGUUUUUCUGUGGACACUAUAGCGAAAAAAAGCAAAAGUGGAAAAGAAACCACUAUGAGUUUUCCUUUCAAAGUUCUGUGGUUCUUGGCCGCGGCACACCUGUUGUUGGGCCUCCUGGCGGUGUUGCUCGGAAUCGCAGACAUUGUGACUCACGUUCAGGCCAACCCAGAUGGAGGGUUUGAAGUAACUUUACUAGCAGCACCAAUCUGGUGUGGAAUCCCUUUCCUGGUUGCAGGAGGGCUGGGCCUAGCAGUGUCACCCUACAAGCCCAAUGUCCAAGAACAGACCCGCCAACACUGGAUCUGCUGCAUGAUCAACAGUAUCCUGUUUGGGCCAAUCAUGUUCAUCAUUGCCAUGGUGGAUCUCUUCCUGGAGGUGCAGACCUCCUCCAUACAGGACCGGGACAUUUCGUUUGAGAUCGGGUUCAUCAUCAUCUCUGUGCUGGAGACGUGGUGUGCCCUGGGCUCCGUCACCAUCUACUGCCUGUACAAGGCACCACGGCAGGCUAAGGAGCCCGAGGAAGGUGAGGUCAGGCUGUCCCCCUUUUCUCUGCUGGCACGCCACUGUACCGCCUGCAGUGCCUUCUGCAACAGGAGGAGGCAUGCUGACAAGAACAGCUGGGUGACAGGUGAUGAUGAUACAGAGGUGGUCAUCACUUCCUCAGGAGCGGGUCUCCAUGACAACGAGUCAGGUGUCCAUCCCAUCCCCGAGGACGCCUCUCCAGAGGAGAAGGAACUGUUCCUGGUGGCGCGGCGGCUGGAGGAGGAGAACGUCCGUCUUCAGAAGCAGCUGAAGGUCAAGUCACUGAAGGCAAAAGUCAAGAAGCUGCAGCAAAACAACCGUGCCCUGUCACAUAAGCUGAACAAGGUGCAUGAUGGGGACUCUGAGUCAAUUAUGAUCAAAGAUUUAGCACCUUCCAGCACACAAGUGCACCAUGGGAAGACUAGGGUGCAUGAUGGGAAGGAAAGGCAGCAACAGGCAGCCCUGUCUGACAAGAGCCAACAUAAGCAGGCAGCGCGAGACAAGAACAGGGCAACGUCGGCUGUCAAAAAGGGAAACAUGAAGGCAGAGGGUGUCCAAAACCCUGAUAAACUUGAGACAAUUGAUGAGACUCAGAGUAACAAUGAUAAGAAAGCAGAUAUAGACUGUGAGUGUGGGGAGCCAGCUGAGAAACACAAACAGGGAGAUGACAAGGAGAAAGCUGAGGAGACUAAGAAUAGCAGUGAGGAUGAAGCUGAGGCAAAUUGUGAGGCUGAGGAGCCAGCCACAGAAGAAGUCUCAGCACAGGAAAAACCCAAUGAGCACACCACUACAGCAGACGUUCAUGUAGAGGAAACACAAGAUCUGUCUCCUGAACGUGAGGAGGAAAUCCGCAUGAGACUUAAGGAGGCCCAGACAUCCAAAAAUGUCAAUGCAAUAAAAAAUGCCAUCAAGGAAUUCCAAGAUGCCAAACUGGAGGACUUUUCUGAAGACCUUCCAGCAGCACAAAAACAGCUGCUGGUCCUGGAGUUAAAGGCAGCUUUGGACAAGGCUAUAUCUAACAGACAAGUGUCCAAGAUUGGGUCAGUCUUGACGGAGAUAAAGAAGAAAGGACUUCAAGACGUCAUGUCCAGCGAAGUCGCACGGGCCAACAAGAUGCUCAUACUCAUCAAGCAGAUGGAUAAACUCAGACAGGAGGUGAUGAACAUCAAACAGUCGACCAUUGCUGAAAUCCGGUCUUACAAGAAUGCCUCUGAGCCUGUUCACAAGGUCAUGACAGCAACCUUCCUGCUACUGGGGGAGCAUGAGAAGGACAUCAAGGACUGGUCCGCCUUGAAGAUACUGGUGGGGAAGUCAGGCAAGGAUGCCCUGAAGCAGAGGGUGGAGCAUUGCAAUGUUGCCAAGAUACCAGCUGCCGUUGCAACCAAAGUGCAGGAGAUGCUGGUCCCGUUCCGCCUGGAGGAGGUUCGGGACCACAGUGCUGGAGCAGCCACCUUCUUCCUCUGGGCAAACGGAAUGGCAGAUGAAGUACUGGAGGGAGCAGCACAAGGGGCGGCAGCUUAAUCAUGGUGAACAACACUACCUACAUGCAUGUCAGUUACCUACAUGUAGGUACAUGAGAUGUCAAUGCCUGAACAGAAUAUACAUAUUUCUGUAGGCUCUGAGCUUGUUCAGUCUGGUUGACUUUGAUCAUUGUUAAAGGAAACCAUUGGAGAAGUGUAAAUUCAUUAUGUUCUGUCGGCGACUGUACCACAAAGUUGAUUUCUGUGAUAUGUGCCUCCAGAGGUUUGAACAGAACAUAAGCAGAAAGAGUGCCACCCAACUGCAUCUACAAGCAAACAUUAAUGUUAAGUGUUUCACCAAGGUAGAAUUAGGAAUAGGAAGGAUUCUGUAUCCAGAUUGUCUGUUGUUACACACAAACCCGCCUAUUGGCAGCUGAUUUAGUGUGAAGCUAUUUUAUCAGUGCAGGGUGUAAUGUACAUGUACAUGUACUUGUUGAUGUCUUGAAACAUUUUUUUGUUGUAAAGCAUAAACCUAUGAGUUAUCUACCUCAUCAUAUCCAAUAGUUUUUACCUGACCGUAAAGUGUACGUUCAUUUUCCUAGUACCACUUAGAUUUAUAUGCUGUGACAAAUAUGCUUUGUAACCACAAAAGACUUUGUUUGAUUUUGAGACUAUUGUGUUUCAGCUCUCCAACACUUUAUUAGAUUUUAUAUGCACCAAGGGAGUGAUAUAGAUGGGGAUAGGCAUGUUCCUAUGAAACAUGCAUGUACUGUUGCCCUAAGUUGUUUUUUUUUACUUGAGAACGAUAUAACUUAUGAUAAACUUGAAUAUACAGUCAAUCUCUCAGACAACCAAUGCACUCAAUUUCUUCUGAAUGUAUCAGCUGUAAUAUAGUAAAUACACUGUAUACAUGUAUAGGUGAAAUCUUUGCACACUUAUGUGGAUAAUACUAUUUGAAUGUGAAUAGUGCUAAGUAUCAUCAGACUCUGUUUUUUCCAAGAUCAAACAUAGGAGAUAUUUUUUAAACUUA
Messenger RNA from Branchiostoma floridae (Florida lancelet), 4076 nucleotides. RefSeq lists its product as uncharacterized. The transcript is spliced from 14 exons. NCBI's taxonomy places the organism in Eukaryota, Metazoa, Chordata, Leptocardii, Amphioxiformes, Branchiostomatidae. Bases 1119 to 3107 code for a protein of 662 amino acids. The record is from RefSeq and is a predicted model, not a curated record.